Molecule: messenger RNA, 7869 nt
Organism: Hippoglossus stenolepis (Pacific halibut)
Lineage: Eukaryota; Metazoa; Chordata; Actinopteri; Pleuronectiformes; Pleuronectidae
Gene: nlgn2a
Product: neuroligin 2a
Exons: 9
Coding region: 1182-3701 (839 amino acids)
Biological process (GO): chemical synaptic transmission; presynaptic membrane assembly; postsynaptic membrane assembly
Cellular component (GO): postsynaptic specialization membrane; synapse; cell surface
Molecular function (GO): neurexin family protein binding; signaling receptor activity
Source: RefSeq, a predicted model, not a curated record
GACAGGGGGAGAGAGAGAGAGAGAGAGAGAGAGAGAGAGAGAGAAGCGCGGUCACGGUCGCCGACCACAGCAGCGGCAGGCAGCGGCAGCAGAGGCGCCGUCGUCCCGCAAAGACUCCGCCGGAGCACCGUGUUCGCCCGCCCCCACACCGAGGCUGGAAGCGCUGCUCCGCCCGGAGCUUCUCCUUCAUCCGCGGGGAUUUACCGAGGAUUUACCGAGCACCAAAACAAAUUAAUAAUCGACCGCAGCUGCGAGCACUGGCCCGACACAGGUGACACGAGCCGGCUGAGUCCCCGCAGACACGUCCGGGUCGUUUUGUGGAUAAAAAGAGGAGACUGUCAUCCUGCAGAACCGAGAUCUUCCUCCGUUUCUCCGCGUCCCACCGCCCGCUGCCCUCGGAUGGGGGAUCUCUCCGUGUCCUGCUGUGUGUGAUGCAGCAGAGCAGCUUUGUUUUUAGAGAUUCUGCCUCCUCCGGCUGCAUGGACUGAACCAGCUGCAGCUGCAAGCGGUGGCAUCUUUGCUCACUAUUAUUAUUUAGCUUUUCUUUUUAUAUAUAUAUAUAUAUAUAUAUAUAUAUAUUUUUGUGCUUGAUUUUCAUCUUGAUUUUCUUUGUGAAUAUAUGUGUUGGCACAGUUUUUGCUCACUUGACAUUUACUGGACUGCCGGGAGGAAGGUUUAGUGAAGAGGAGGAGGAGGAGGAGGAGGAGGAAUUGUCAAAAAGGAAAGGAAAGGGAACAUUAAAAAAAAAAGCCAGGAGGCAUCAGUGGGAAUCUGGCAUCCAUCCACCAUCCAGUGGGUCAGGAACAGGAUUCAGUGGCUGUGAAAAAACAUCAAAUCAAAUGAUCUGGCUAAUAGAAGACCAAUAGGGAUGGAACGUAACAGAGCCAUGGCUGGGGAAGCGUUACGGAUCGCCAUCACUCAGAACCAGCACUGACCUGGAACCCAGACCGAGGUUCCACCUCCUUCUCCAGCACCCUGUGGACCCUACUGUACCCCAACAACUGCUGUGUCCUUCACAUCACCUCCGCUCAGCGCUCCUGGCGAUUGCACCUCCAAGAAGGCUCCUUUUAGUCUUUCAGGGCCUGUCUGCUUUUGUUGUUUUAAUCCAUCUCUUCUGCUUUAACACAUUGUUGGUUUUAAUCCACAUUCCCUCAUAGACUGGAAGCAGGUGGCUGAACAGUAUGAAUCCAGUCAUGUACUCCCUUCCACUUGCUCCAAGCAAACAAAGUCGGCGGGGUUUGUCGUCCAGGACGCGCCCCCUGACUCUUGUAACAGACUGGUGCCUGAUGGGGGCGCUAGGCCUCAUUCUAUUCUUCAGCCUGGCCUCGAGUCAGAAGAUGGACCCUUCCAAGCACCCCAUAGUCACCACCAACUAUGGCAAGCUCCGAGGUGUAAAGAAAGACUUGAACAAUGAGAUUCUAGGCCCGGUGGAGCAGUACCUGGGCGUGCCCUACGCCACGGCACCCAUUGGCGACCGCCGCUUUCAGCCGCCCGAGGCCCCGGGAUCCUGGCAGGAGAUCCGCAACGCCACGCAGUUUGCCCCAGUGUGCCCUCAGAACGUCCAAGGGGUGCUGCCAGAGAUAAUGCUGCCCGUGUGGUUCACGGACAACCUGGAUGUGGCAGCCGGAUACAUCCAGAACCAGAGCGAGGACUGCCUCUACCUCAAUGUCUACGUGCCGACGGAGGAUGGUCCGCUCACAAAAAAACACGAUGAAUCUUCAAUGAACAAGCCUCGAGACGAAGAUAUCCGUGACCGCAGGAAGAAGCCUGUCAUGCUGUUCAUUCAUGGAGGCUCCUACAUGGAAGGCACCGGAAACAUGUUUGAUGCCAGCGUCCUCGCCGCGUAUGGCAACGUGAUAGUGGUGACCAUGAACUACCGGCUCGGCGUACUCGGCUUCCUCAGCACUGGUGACCAGUCUGCAAAGGGAAACUACGGCCUGCUGGACCAGAUCCAGGCGCUGCGCUGGCUCAAUGAGAACAUCGGCCACUUCGGCGGAGACCCGGAGAGGAUAACCAUCUUCGGCUCCGGAGCGGGGGCGUCCUGCGUCAACCUCCUCAUCCUCUCGCACCACUCAGAGGGUCUGUUUCACAGGGCCAUAGCCCAGAGUGGAACGGCCAUCUCCAGCUGGUCUGUCAACUACCAGCCCCUCAAGUACACCAAGAUCCUGGCCCGGAAGGUGGGCUGCACCUACACAGAGACGGCCGACCUGGUCGACUGCCUGAGACGCAAGAACUUCAGGGAGCUGGUGGACCAGGACAUCCAGCCAGCCCGCUACCACAUUGCCUUUGGCCCCGUGGUGGAUGGCGACGUGGUGCCCGACGAUCCUGAGAUCCUCAUGCAGCAGGGGGAGUUCCUCAACUACGACAUCCUCAUAGGAGUGAACCAAGGUGAGGGGCUGAAGUUCGUCGAUGACAGCGAGGACAACGAUGGCAUCUCAGCCGCGGCGUUCGACUACACCAUCUCGAACUUCGUCGAUAACCUCUACGGAUACCCUGAAGGCAAAGACAUCCUGAGGGAGACCAUUAAGUUCAUGUACACCGACUGGGCGGACAGGGACAACGGCGACAUGCGGAGGAAGACCCUCCUCGCUCUGUUUACAGACCACCAGUGGGUGGCGCCGGCUGUGGCCACCGCCAAGCUCCACGCUGAGUUUCAGUCCCCGGUUUACUUUUACACAUUCUACCACCACUGCCAGACGGAGACGCGACCCGAGUGGGCCGACGCCGCCCAUGGAGAUGAGAUACCGUACGUGUUCGGUGUGCCCAUGAUCGGCGCCACGGAUCUGUUCCCGUGCAACUUCUCGAAGAAUGACGUCAUGUUGAGUGCCGUGGUCAUGACAUACUGGACCAACUUUGCCAAGACUGGGGAUCCCAACCUGCCAGUCCCGCAGGACACCAAGUUCAUUCACACCAAGCCCAACCGCUUUGAGGAGGUCAUCUGGACCAAGUUCAACUCAAAGGACAAGCAAUACCUCCACAUAGGCUUAAAACCUCGUGUUAGAGACAACUACAGGGCCAACAAGGUGGCCUUCUGGCUGGAAUUAGUUCCCCACCUCCACAGUCUACAUGAGGUGCUCUUCCCCACCACUACCCGCUCACCGGCAGGCCCUCGCGGCAAUAACGGACCCUGGUCCAGGACACCGGGCCCUCGCACCACCACCCGUAACCCCUACCCUACAUUCCCCUCUGAACUGGAGCCAGAGGGCUCUGAGCGUCCACACCAGGACCUCUUCCCUGGAGACAUGAGGGACUAUUCCACUGAGCUUAGCGUGACAGUCGCCGUGGGUGCAUCGCUCCUCUUCCUCAACAUCUUGGCCUUCGCCGCCCUUUACUACAAGCGCGACAAGCGACACGAGAUGCGACGCCACCGGCUGUCUCCCCAGCGGGGCGGCCCUGCCAACGACCUCGCUCACAGUCAGGAGGAGGAGAUCAUGUCCCUACAGAUGAAGCACUCGGAGCACGACGCGCACCACGACAUGGAACCUCUCCGGCCCCACGACAUCCUGCGACCCGCCUGCCCGCCCGACUACACACUGGCACUACGCCGGGCCCCGGAUGACGUGCCACUGAUGACGCCCAACACCAUCACCAUGAUCCCCAGCACCAUCACCAGCAUGCAGCCUCUUCAUGCCUUCAACACCUUCCCCUCCACUGGCCACAACAACACCCUGCCCCACCCCCACUCCACAACCAGGGUAUAGUAGGGACUGCCCUGACACAGCACCACCCGAGGACCAGUAAGACUGGCUGUGCUACUGAUCCAGGAGGGAGGCCUCUAGAUGUGGGCCUCUCUGCUCUCUUAUGCUCUUACUCCUCAUGUGCUGUCAAACUUAGCAGCUCCCUCCACUGGCGCCGCGGGGAGAAGCAACUGAACUGCACGGCAGCAGAUGACCAGUUGGGGGCGGUUUAGAUCUUUUACAGAUACUGUUUUCAAAGGAAGUCUGCUGUUUCCAGACUGAAGCCCUCUGACAUUUGUCAAAGGGACAUGUGCUUUUACUUUAGUGUCAAUUCUUUUUUCUCUCACUGGUGUUUUACGUGCAUAUAUCGUUCUCUUUUUCUACAUCUGUGUCUUAUCCCUGCUUUUGUUCCUCUCAUUCAACAUGCGAUUCUCUCUCCCCCCUUUGCUCUACUGUACUGAGCUGUAGGAGGGGACAUUGAGUGCAUACAGUUGGCAUAAAGCUAUGAAAAGACAGAUAUCUGAUAUUUUGUUCUACCAGCAUUCUUGGUGCCAAGUAUGUACUUCUGUGUUUGCGUUCUCAUCAAGGGAGGGAAAAAAAACUAACCUAAAGAAAAUUCUUGACUAUUCCCAUUUACUGUCAACUAACAGAUGCUGUGUGUUCUCAUGACAAAGUGCCAAACUGGCCCUCGAUUGUGUUUUUAUUUUAUUUUAAUUUUUUUUCAAUCAUUUGUUUAAUCGUUGUUUCUUGUGGAACGAAUUUUUUCUGAAAAUAUAGAUAUAGAGAAAUGAUAUUAUAUAUAGUUAUAUAUAAAUGUGUACAAAGGAGAAAGUAUAUAAAAGGGGUUUUCUCAGCGGGGAUCUAUGCAUGAAUUAUUUUUAAAGAUGACGGCGGGGGAUAGGACACUGUAUCUGUCAAUGCACGUUUCCCAAAUCUACUCAAAAAUCACACCGGUCCGCUUUGGAUAUCAGUCUGUUUAACCUCACAGAAUGAGAGCAUCACAGAAAAUCCUGAAGUAAGUCCCAAAAAAAAAAAAGAAAGAAGAAAAUCCACCUCCUCACCUCCCAGCAAUCAUUUCUUCUUAAAGAAAGAGUCAUUCCUGCAAAUCUCAGAAGAUGUUAGAGUCAAAGCAACAACUGUGAACACAUUCUUCCGUUCCUUCUUUCCUUCAUAAUCUCAUGGAGGGGAAUUUCUCUAAACCGGGAGAGCAAUGCACCAACAGCUAUCCCAUCAUGCAACUGUAGCUACUUCCUCUGUCCAUCUGCUUUUUUCUUUUCUACUCGAGUUUGCAGAUCUGUUGUUGAAGCCGGCGUGAUCGACAUUAUUUUUGUAUUUCAGCGAACGUGAGAAACAAAGCGGAGACCGACAGCCCCCCUUGCGCUUUUACAUGCACCUUCCUUCUCCUGUCUGCGCCCCUGAUUCCAGCACAUGCAUAUUCUCUUUUGUGUGUGUGUGUGUGUGUGUGUGUGUGUGUGUGUGUGUGUGUGUGUGUGUGUGUGUGUGUGUGUGUGUGUGUGUGUGUGUGUGUGUGUGUGUGUGUGAUCAGAGCUCCUUCACAUUGGCAUAGGUGCAACCUAAUUAGACAGCGAGGAGAUAGAAAGGCAGACAGGCUGGAGGAUGAUCCCCACGGUAAAAAACUUCGACUCCAGAAUGAGCUCCUUCCCGCUGCCUCCCCUCUCUCCCUCCAUCUCUUCCUCCCUCCCUCCCCUCCCCUCAUCAGGACUCUAGCUCUGUACAUCACGACUGACGCUCCACGACCACGUGAUCGCCCGCAACUACCCCACUGCGACCACGAAACUCCAAGACACCUGACUUCACUGUGUCAGCGCCGCGCCACACGCCAUUGUGUUGGCUCACGGGGCGAGUUGAGUUUUCGUGAGCUCACCGGUUGUAAAUGAGAACUCCUAAGCACACUGAGGGUAACCGGUGGGCCUUCAUAGCCGCUGCAGGAUGAAAACGGGGCUCAGGUCUCCGACACAGGGUAAAAGCAACACACAUGAUAACGGAUGUUUCUGAUUCCUCUCUUUUUUUGGGGGGGGGAGGGGGGUAAGGAUCUCAAAUAACACUGGAAAAUGGGUGAUUAAUACAGUAAGUUAGCUGAACUGAUGUGCUGGUAUUUGAGCCCACAGGAAACCAAUGAUAGCUUCCACCCAGUACGAGAGAAGUUAGUCACCAGUGUUGUCUUGUGUUUGUUUGUUUUCUAUGAUAUUACUGCCUAACAGGGUGGUGUGGGAGAGAUGUAUACAGUGCCCGGCUGCUCUUGUCAAGAGUUUUUGUAAAAGGGAAAAAUGUGCACAAUGUUAAACACAAGACAACUGCCUCGGGUGUGUCACAGGCAGUGCUCUGGAACAGACGACGGGACAGCGGCGCAAGGCAAGGUGCACGCUGUGGGGACGAGACAUUGGGAGGAGAUUGGAUACAGACUCUCAGCCUUAAAUGUAUCAGUUAAUCAAUAUCGGAAGAACGAAAGGAGAGGAGGAAGGAAGCAAGUGAGGAAGUUCAAAGGCAUGGUCAUCUUUCUACCCGCAAAGUUUGCCACAUCGCUACUCAGUCUGACGGCGGAUCUGUGGGAUCAGAUCCACGUGAACCCUUUUGUACUCGCCCCGGGGCGUUGUGAAGAAAACCUCGCCACAGCACGGCCACGACGACACGGCUGGAGGUGGAAACCAGGUGUUCAGUUUGGUCCGUUUCAAUUCCUUUGUCUAUUUUCUAAAGCAACACUCGAGGGCGCUAUUUCGGCAGAUUCACCACAGGGCUGCCCAACAGGAAACAGGAAGAAAAAAAGAAACCAAACCGGGUGGCAGGACAGAGACACACAACAUCUGGUGGAGGAUCCAAACUGUACAUUUUUAAGUGUAAGAAUCAAACAGACAAAAUAUUUGUAAAUAUUAAGUUUCUUGUUUGUUUUUCGUUUUCUUUUUGAGUGAAUGAAUGAAAUGCUUAUUUUGUGACGACAAAAGACAACAGGUGCAGUUUGCAAAAAAACUAAAAAGAAAAGGCCUCAAGCUCGAGGCUUCAGAGAAGUUGGUGAGUAGAAGUUGCUUACCACCAAUCGCUGUUCAUUUAGUCAUAUUUUCUUCACGCUAUCUUGUUCUCACAUUGCCCAUCAUGACGUGGGCAUUCUGUAGCAUCAUCAGACACUGUAGCAGAUUUCCCCCCCACCCCAUGACAGAGGGCCUGAUGCUGUAGUUAGCAUUAGCUGUUUUCCAAUUAAUAUUACUAUUACUAAAUUUUAAACAUGCAACUAAAUUAUGUGGUUUGCGAUCAUCGAAGCCUCAACUCGUCUUGUUUCCCCCCCUCAUAAUUUUGCAUCGCUUUGUUUCUCAACGAUCCACCCACUCCUGAUGAACAUGUGCUGCGUGAUUGCUGUGACAUCCAGAGGCUAAAAUACUGAGGAAAGCCAGCUUUGCCUUUUGCCAGCUCACUAAUGUAAUGGCCAGUGUCACGGUCAGGACUUUUUAAAAAGCGGUCAGUUAAAUGUCAGCUCACUUCACAUGUAGCAAUGUUUACAUGUUGCCACUCAAUCACCUGUGGGACAGACAUGAGGGCUUUGAUACCAUUAGAUGCCUCAUAUCCUCAUCGAGCGACGCCAUCACACAUGCCGCCCAGCGUCUCCCUUCCACACACUGUGUUGCGAUGUGUUUAUGGAGGUUGUGUUGCUCUUACACUGACGCGAUGUAGCAGAAAAGAGUCUCGUGUUCCAAUUGGUUGAGGGACGGACAUUGUUUCAUAGUGGAUCUGGUCGUAUGUAUGUGGACACACGCUGGGCCUAAGUAGCCCUGAGGCUCGCACAUCGCCAGAGCUGCGUUCGUCCAACUGAAACCGCUUCAGUGAAACGUGGCGACUUCCGGCACGUCAGUGACGUUACUUCCAGAUCCCGUGUCACGUCAGUGAUGCACGAAAGCACAUGGUAAACAACUCACAAUGACAAACGCAAACACGUAAAUCCUCAGCUUGCGAAGUUGCACCUGUUGUCUUGUUUUUAAAUUCUUUGUUGAAUUCAGAAACCCAAGACUUGAGAUGAAGAAAAUGUUAAAUAAUGGAGUUCAAGAAAAAAAGAUGAUUAUUAAAAAAAGUACAGUAAAACUAUAUAAAUAAAUGAGGUGAUGAUAUUUCUGUUUACUUUAGAAGUUAUUAUACACUGUAUGCUGUGAUUCUGAUCUGGGAAACAUUAAAGACAUUCAUAGCCAGA